Lytechinus variegatus (green sea urchin) is the source of this 2301-nucleotide messenger RNA. RefSeq names its product synapse-associated protein 1-like. The transcript has 9 exons. NCBI's taxonomy places the organism in Eukaryota, Metazoa, Echinodermata, Echinoidea, Temnopleuroida, Toxopneustidae. Bases 105 to 1367 code for a protein of 420 amino acids. The record is from RefSeq and is a predicted model, not a curated record. Gene Ontology annotation, cellular component: cytoplasm; synapse.
GUGAAUCGUAAGAAAUGAAAACAACAAGAUUCACGACACUUGUCUCUAUUUCGUAGCGAAUUUCACGGCCCUUCUCAUCAUUUUGAGUGUUAAAUUAGAAAAAUAUGGAUAUGUUGAGUAGCUGGUGGGGCGGAAAGCCUGAUAACAAAAUAUCGGAAAACAAAGUCAGUAAACAAGAUGAUGGAGGAGGUGAAACUGGACCCAAAGUCAAAGACCGCGACCGAAACGAGGACGAUACUCCAGCUUUGGAAGAAACGGCUCCUCGUAUUGCAACGCCAGCAGAUACGGGGGACCAAGGGCAAGGUUCCGCUAUCGAGCCAGAGGAGCACCCGAGUGGCGAUGACAACAACGACAAAGAAUCGGUCGACACGAAAGCGAAUGACGGAACAAAAACUGAAGACAAAGGAACACCUGCACUUGGUGGCUUGACCAAAAUGACAAAAGAAGAAGCAGCUGAGGCUGCAGAGGCAGCAUUGAAUUCUGCAUAUAGUUUUGGCAGCUUUUUAUUCAAGAAGGUUUCUGAUACUGCAUCUAAGACAGCUAACAUGAUCCAGAAGACAGUUGAAGAACAGACGAUAGUAGGAGAGUUUACAAGGGAACAGCAGAAGUUUGUAAAGGAGAAGCAUUCCAAGAGAUCAGAGGCAGCUGUACCUCCAUGGGUUGGGUACAAUGAAGAAGAACAGAUGAAAGAACAGAUUCUUGCUUUAUCACAGGACAAGAGGAAUUUCAUGAGGAAUCCUCCGGCUGGCGUCCAGUUCCAUUUUGACUACAAUACCAUCCAUCCUAUCGCCAUGGCAACCCUACAAGAGGAUCCUAAUCUCCAAAAGAUGAGAUUUGCUCUGGUUCCAAAGAAGAUAACAGAAGAGAACUUCUGGAGGAAUUACUUCUACCGUGUUUCCCUUAUCAAGCAGUCUUCACAGCUAACAUCAUUAGCAUCAAAAUCAGGUGAUGAAAGGAGAAGAAGUAACGGGACCGGUUCUGCUUCACAUUCAUCAGAUGAAGGUUCAUCGCUAAAAGGUGACAAGACUCCUCCUAUUGAUGUGAAGGGCACCCCCAGUGCUCCUGCCAAACCCACCAAGUCCGAAGAAGAUCAGCUGGAUAUGGAAACGCCUGACAGUCCACCAGGGUCAGAGUUCAUCAGCGAUGCUUUCAACUCUGAAUUGGAUGAAGAUGAUCUGAUGAAGGGCAUGGAACAGCUAGGAAUGGACAAAAAGGGUGAAGAGGGAGGAGAAGAGGACGUCCCGGAAUGGGAAAAAGAGCUCCAGCAAGAGCUUCAGGAUUAUGAGGUCGUUGGGGAGGAGCAGAACGAGGAGUGGGAGAGAGAGAUCAAUCAGAUGCUGGAGGAUGAAGUGGACAAACAAUCGUAAUAAUGGCUGGACACGAACAUGGACACGCCCAGUGACACGCCAAGGAGGACCAAAUAGUGUCUUGACUGAACUCGAGAAUCUCUUAAAACCCACAGGUUGUAUUUAUGGGCAUUGUUGUACAAGUAGGAACUCUUAGGGAAGAAGAGAUCUAGUAGUCAAGGGAUUAAAGGCUAAAUCGUCUACCAGUUUGAUCCUGUAUUUAGCAUCUUGGUACCAGAGGAUUCACUGUUCCAUGAGUUUACUAGGUAAAUUAGUGGUCAGCAGAAACCACCAGAUAUCCUGUUCACUGGUGGUGAUGGUCCUGAUUUUGAUGAUCAUGUUGAUUAUCUUCAUAUAUGAUGAUUAUGAUUAUUAUGAUGACAUAGUGAUGAUGAUGAUGAUGCUAAUCUUGAUGAUGGUGGUGAUGAUGAUGAUGAUUGAUUGUGAUGAGAUACACGUGCAAAAUGUCUCGGGUUUUACUUGGUCGUCUGCAUCCUAGGCUCUUUCUCAUCCCUUCAAAGAUUCUUUCUCAUUCCUCGAUCAAACCCCAUAAAACACAGAUUCUGGCGACAGUCAUGGUUUCCUGUUUUCUCCUGCAUUAUUAAUCUUGAACAUUUAUAAUCUUGAUGACAAGGAUGAUGAUGAUGAUGAUGACGAUGGAUGAUGAUGAUGAUGAUGAAGAUGAUGAUGAUGAUGACGAUGAUGAUGAUGAUGAUAAAUAUUAUGAUGUACAUGAAUUAUCUUGGUUGAUAUACAUAAUUUCCAAUAUUUUGAUGAUGAUGAUGUGCUACAUGUAUGUACUCUUGUAACCACAAAGAAACACAUAGGGCAAGGAUAACAGUACACUGGAAUUGGUAUCUUAACAAAAUAUGUUUGUCUUGCAAGUUAAUGUUGUGUCACAGAUUCGCGGACCAACUAGUACCAUGUUCCAUUUCAUACCCACUACCAUGUUAUA